Messenger RNA from Pantherophis guttatus, 1936 nucleotides. RefSeq names its product ST8 alpha-N-acetyl-neuraminide alpha-2,8-sialyltransferase 1 (gene ST8SIA1). NCBI's taxonomy places the organism in Eukaryota, Metazoa, Chordata, Lepidosauria, Squamata, Colubridae. Gene Ontology annotation, biological process: oligosaccharide metabolic process; N-glycan processing. The record is from RefSeq and is a predicted model, not a curated record. Gene Ontology annotation, molecular function: alpha-N-acetylneuraminate alpha-2,8-sialyltransferase activity.
CUCCUCCUUCUUCUCCUCCUCCUUCUUCCCAACCCCCCCUCUGACGGCCGGCCGCUUUUUCUCCCCGGCUCGCCCUCCCCGCGCCCCAUUUCCUCGCCAGCCGGGCGCAAGGAUGGGCGGCCGAGGGGAACCGCCGCCGCCGCCGCUGUCCCUCUAAGCGAGGGGGUGGGGUGGGAAGCCCCGCGCGGCCACAAGAAGCCGGCGGGGAAGCCUCGGCGCUUUUGCCCCGCUGCCCUCGCUUGGGUUUUUAGAAGUCGAAGGCCAGCUAGGCGCCCGGCCGGUUCUUUCAUCCACCUCCUCCUCCUCCUCAGAGUCCUCGGCGUCGUGGGCAGCAUCAGCAGCAUCCUCCAAAGCGUAUCGCCGCGCGGCCAGGCGUGAGGUCCGCGGCGCCGGCAGCGCGGGGCCGUCCCUGCAUGGGGGGUCUGGGGUCGCCCACCUUCCUUCCCGCCGGCCCUUGGAAGAGAAAGCGGCGGCGCCGCCGCCGGCGUCUCCUUCCCUCAGCCUCCCCAGGACUGACGCCUAGGUCGAGAGCGGAGGAUGGCGCUUUGCAAAGGCCCGCGCACGCGGCUGCCGGUGGGCGCCAGCGCUCUGGGUUUCCUGGUCCUUUACUGGCUCUACAUCUUCCCGGUUUACCGGCUGCCGGACGAGAAGGAGAUCGUGCCCGAGGUGCUCCGGCAGCAAGGCAGAGUUUGGCGGAGGAACCUCAGCGCCGCGGCCGAGUUCAGGAAGCUUCUCAAAGAUUGUUGCGAUCCAAGCCAUCUCUUUGCAAUGACGAAACAAAAUUCUCCGGUGGGAAAGAGAGUCUGGUACGAUGGCGAAUUUCUGUACUACAACACAAUUGACAACGAAACCUUCUCACUGUUUCCAAAGGUGAUUCCAUUCCAGCUGCCCUUGAAGAGAUGUCAUGUGGUGGGCAACGGUGGCAUUCUGAAGAACAGCCGCUGCGGCAAGCAGAUCGAUCAAGCGGACUUCGUCAUGAGAUGUAACCUCCCUCCACUAAGCAAUGCAUACAGCAAUGAUGUAGGAUCCAAAAGUCAACUGGUAACAGCGAAUCCAAGCAUAAUUAAUAAAAGGUUCCAGAAUCUUCUUUGGUCCCGAAAAACAUUUGUGGACAAAGUCAAAGUCUACAACCAGAGCUACAUCUACAUGCCAGCUUUCACCAUGAAAACAGGGACCGAGCUUUCUCUCCGAGUGUACUACACCCUGACUGACGUCGGAGCCAAACAAAAGGUGAUCUUUGCCAACCCUAACUUCCUACGGGACAUCGGCAAGUUUUGGAAAAGCAAAGGGAUUCACGCUAAACGGCUUUCCACCGGCCUCUUCUUGGUCAGCGCGGCUCUUGCUCUUUGCGAAGAAGUGACGAUUUAUGGUUUCUGGCCUUUUUCAAUGGACCUCCAUGGGCGAUACAUUAGCCAUCAUUACUACGACAAUAUCUUGCCAGAUACCGGCUUCCAUGCCAUGCCGGAGGAAUUCUUACAGCUAUGGCUUCUCCACAAGAGAGGCGUCUUACGAAUGCAGCUGGAGCGUUGCGAGGACUUUUGAGUUUGCUCUACAAGGAGCGCAAAACUUGUGUGUUUUACAGUUGCCGGUGCUGACUUCAUUCGCCAUCGGCGUAAAGAAACAAACCAACAAACAUUGGGGGGAGGGAGGGAGGGGUUUGCGGGAAUGAAACAAUCUUUAAAAAAAAAAACCGUGCAUGACUUCAGUUCAUAAGCUGAACGCGAACCGAAGACUUGAGAUUUUGUGACACUGAUGUGGGGGCUCCCUGGUGGAUAAUAUUUCCCCCCCCCCCCCCCCCCUAAAAAAAAAGAAUAUGCAGAAUGCAACGGUCCAUUGGGGAGCUUCUAAAUAAGAACUGAAGAGUGAGUUCACAAAGGGCUUUCAACAGUCGCGUUGAAUACUUCCUGAUGCUCAGAUAUACAACUGAUUCCCAAAA